UGAGGGUGUAUAAGAGCCUGAUGGGUUGGCUGUGACUGUGCACUGAGCAGGCUGGCUCAGAGGAGGACACAGAUUGAAUUUUUUUGCUGCAUGGGACCAGGAAAAGGUUGUAAUACUUUAGACUGAAUCGAGGACUUCAUCUCAGUGAAUGGUGAUUUAUUUUUGAUAGGACCCACAAUGGAGCGCAACGGCACAGCUGGAAAACAUGGUGAGUCUGUGUUUCUUUACUUCCAGGAAUUUCCUCAUGUUGUGUUGAUUUUUGCUCUCCAAAACCUUGAUAUCAUUUUAAUUUCUUUCCUACUACAAAACCUGAUUAAAAACAGACAAAUACAUCAAACAUAAAACCACCCAACAACAUGUGUGUCAUGGUUGGUGUUGACACAAACCACAGGUUUAUAUGCUGAUUUUUCUGUGAGGCAAAUAUGUUGGCGGUACUGGUUUCGUUUGUUGUUAGUAAAAGGUCACGUCUUACACAGCAGGAGAAAUGUAUGCUGGUGUAAAUUUUUAACCACAGUCUGAGUGCUCAGUUGCUUACUUGAUGGUGAACUUGUAGCUGAGUCAUACAGAUCUGAAAAAUAUAAAGUAGCUACUGUAGUUUAAUACAUUUCUGAUUCUUAAAAUAACAGAGACAUCCAUUGAGUUUUAAAUGUAUUAAGCACUGAAAAUUACAAAGUUUUAAACCAGUUUCCCAUUAAAAAUAAUUCUCCAUGGGGUGGCGCUGUUUUACAUCUAAUUGAAAAUCCAACAGCAUGUCAACUCUGAUGUUCAAGAUUUAAUCCACCCAUUUUUAAAGCGGGCUAGACAUGCAUCCCAUGUCUUUAUCAAAAUAAAACACACUUGGCCGCACACUAAGACAAGUCUAUAUUCUAUUUUUGAGCUUAUGAGGGAGCUUAUUUGUUGUAUGUAGUUGAAAGGUAGAAGAAAUGACACAUUUACAGUAAGACACCUCUUACUGCAAGGAGCUAAGACUAGCAGUCAUUGUCUUGGGUUCCUAAAUUUAUCAUUGAAUGAAGCCAUAAGUCACUAAUCACUACUAAUGAAUAAGAUUCUAAGUCUGGCAAGGCUUUAAUAUCGACCAUUGAGUGCCAACAUGCUUGAACAGUACAUGGGUGCACAGCUGUGGACAGCUGCAGUCAUAACAGAGUUAUAGAUGAGUUUAGACCCGCCCCAUGAGGGGGAACCAGCCGACGUGGUGGUGCCUGCUCCUCACACCGAGUACAGGUUCAACUCCGUCUGGAUUUCUUACUCCAAAGUCAGUCUAAGAUGUCGUGUUUACACAGACGUCCCAAAAGGACGAAAUCAGAGGAGCAGGCUUUCCAGGAGCACAUGAGACAAGUUGCUUUGGAGAACGGAAAACGCCUAGGUAAGUGUCCGUGUCCCCCUCUCUAAGGUGCAAACGAGCGAGAACUGAGAGACGCGCGUGCCUACUGUGAUGUGUUGCAAACAUAGACGAGCGCGCGUUCUUCAUGUUUUGAUAACCCGGAUUUUAAACUACACUAAUCUAGUCAGAUUGAAUCAGUUAAACUUGGCAGGAGUUCUUGCCUGGUUAUGGAGCUCUAUAAAGAUAUACAUUCUUUUAUGCUGAGCUGUGAGGAUGCCGUAUACACGUUUCCUCGUUGCCUGAGGCGGUGAAUUCUUUCCUGACAUAAUAACAAUUCAGAGGACGAGUUCCUUUUGUCUACAACAUGAGGGUCAACACACAGAAAAGCCUUCAAAAACUAAAACAGCUCCAUGGUUGGAGGGGGACUUCCCUGUGUAGAGUGUGGCAGCAGAGUUUCACAACUUAUUAGUCAUUUUAUGAGAGAGACAAGCAGAGAACCGGCUGUUUUAAGGCUUUCCAUGGUCUGUGAGGUCUUUGGGCAUAGAUACAUUUAGUAUACUGUUGACCUGUUUCACCAUCAUUUUUGGUUUGGCUCUUACUCCAUUCAACCCUUAUGAACAGGGCAUUUGGAGCAGUUUUUUAGUGAGGAAAACUCUAAUUUUUCUUGAAAAAUCUAAAGCGCAGUCUUAUCUUAAAAUAUACCCAUGCAAAGGACACAGAGUCCUGUAGUAUCUGCAUGAACCUUUAUCACUUCCCACUUCCCCAAGGGUAUUCCUCCCUGUUAUUUAACCUAAUUUCUCCAAACUUCUUGCCCUAGCUUGCCUCACCUUUAAGGGUGCAGCAUGCAAACCAGAGGUUCGAGAUAAGAUCGUAUCCAGUCUUGCAUCUGAAACUGAUUACUUGGCAAAAAGGAAAAGCAACCCUUAUCCUCAUACAGGACUGCUGUAAAGUAGUGGCACAGUAUGACUCAUGUUUAUGAUUCAAGAAGGGUUGUGUGGCUGAAACAUAUCCGUCGUCCUUCGUCUUUUUACUCAAAGCUGUUACUUCCUUCUGGGCAAAGCAGAUGACAUGGAAAGCAAAUGACAAACAAGAAGAAGCUGAGAGUUGCCAACAGAAAGCCUGACUGAGCAGAGGCGGUGUUCAAACUCUGGAGUCCUCCUCCCUGCCUGCAAAGAGGCUCAUAGAUGGCCUCUGUGAGUCUGUGGUGUGAGAUGGAGGAAAAAAUGUUUGUUAUGUUGUGGACCUACCCACAACAUCCCUGCUGAGUUUUGGUGAAUGUUGCUAUCCUCAAAUGCCCUCAGAUGAAAUUAAUCAUUGUCUUUCUUCGCAUUUGAGAACCAUGUUGUGCUUCUUUAUUACAAAAAGCUGUGCACUCAGUCCCGCCUAAAUCUACUGACAAACAUCAACACCACCUCACGCAUGUGCAGAUGGAAAACAAAUACACCAGACAUUAUCCUUGAGCUGACUGUGGCUUCUGACAAUGUUGGAUGUGCAUUAUAAAUCGUGUCACACCCUUCCAAAAAAUCCACGAUGAGCAGAUUUCCUCACCCAAAUGAUAAGCUCCUGGAGAUGCACAUUUGUUGUGAAACAUUAAACCACACUCAUUCGCACCCACAUUUAUCAGCGGAGUAUACAAAUCAAAACAUGGUCGAUAUUGCCAGACAUAUUUGAUAUUAUUAGCUCAGGCGAUGUGGUCAUAAUCUUCACACUGAAUCCUGCUCCAGUGAUUAUUCUUUGACUUUUUUAAAGCCCCACCAAAUGUUGAUUUUAUUUAAAGACAGAACAAUUACAAAUGGAUAACUGGAAAUCUAAAGAUGUAUUGUCAACUUUUCUGCUAAAUAACUCCCUUAUUUUUUUUAAAUGUAGAAAAUUCAAACAUUGGUUGGUUUCAGUCACAUAAAGUCAAAGAUCGACAUUUUUUUUCAUUUGUUUGUUUGUUUUUCCAUUUUUGAUCUUGAAUAAAGAGUUUCUUGGGCGUUGACAAAGGGCUGUCAAAGUAGUAAUUUGCACUCUGCUAAACAGAUAUCAGUCAGAUGGCAGCAGCAGGAAGCAGAGGGACACUGCAGUAGCAUAACUACAGUGUGCUUGAAUGGACAAAACUAAGAUGUUUAAAAAGACAUGCUGAUUUUGGACUGUGACCAUAUUUUGGUAACUGGGUCAGUACUGACAGCCCUGAUUUUGAUCACUAUAAUCACUUGGAAAUCUUGGUCACUUGUGCCCAAUCAUUGGAAAUCAUCGGCAGAAUGGAGCAGGCAGGAGGGAGUGUAGACCCGCAUGAGGGGCUGCAGGUAGAUAGGAGUUGUCUCAGCCGUAGUUCUGUAAGCAAAAAGUCGGCUUUUAUAUUUGAUGCUGGCUGCUAAUGGAAGCCAGUGAAGAGAAAUGAACAUGGAGUGAUGUGCUGUUUUGGGUUGGUUGAACACCAGACAGGCCGCUGUGUUCUGGAUCAUCUGCAGAGGUUUUACUAUGUGCACAGGGCAGUCUGCCAGCAGGGAACUGCAGUCAGUGCAUGAUAUUACAAGAGCAUGUACCAGGAGCUGUGUUUUGUGCUCUGUCAGGUAGGGUCUGAUCCUCCUGAUGUUAUAGCGGGUGAAUCUGCACAACUGAGCGAUCAAAGCCACAUGAACCUUGAAGGUUAGUUGGUCUGGCCAGGCAGAAUUAGCGGGUACACAUUCAUUUGAUCCAAGCAGGAUACUGAUCUGUAUUUGUAAGGAGAGACUGGCUGGAAUGGCAAGAAGCUCAGUUUUAAACAUGUCGAGCUAAAGAGGUUGCAGGUGAACCCAGAAAGAGCUGGGUAUCAUCUGCAUAGCAGUGAUGUGAGAGACCAUGAGAUGAUAAGCUGCCUCCUGCAAGCCAUCGAAUGUUAGAGAAUAAAAGCACAUUGAAAAGAUGUGUUGAUCAAGAUAAAACAAUAUCAUAUCUAAUUCACCAAAUGUUGCCACUCCUGCAGGUUUGGAGGGAGAUCCAGAUCUACAGUUCCUUCUGGCUGGUGUGACGCUGGUGAAGAUCCGCUCACACUCCUGGAAGAAGAACCGCUUCUUCAAACUGCAGGAAGACUGCAAAACAUUCUGGCAUGAAACCCAAAAGCCAUUCAGGAGAAACAAGACCUGUGAGUAUUGUCUUCAGCUGGAAUAUGUGUUUAGACAAAUUUAAAUGUGAGCCAAACAGGUUGUAGAGUAUGUUGUAGAAAACUAGAAUUUUCCUGAAUACUUUGAACUUUAACUCCCUUCUUAUCCUUUACAGCCAUCGUUGCUAUAGGUUGCAAACAUAAACACAAGGAAACUGCAGCUAAAGACACACUGGAAAUCAUUAAUAUGAGUCCUGAGUGUGUGUUUUUUAGUGAAUAUCCUCCUUUAAUUUCUGCUUCAGUGACCCCUGUCAGGGUGUGAAAGUAUUAACCCAUCCUCUGCGCCUCUGGUUGCUUAUAUUUCUUUCCAUCCUGCUGCAGCUACCAGGCCUGAUAACCUCUGCCCUCAGCCUGAGUUUUGAAUAAACAGUAGAAGACAGCAGCGGCCUUAUAGCUCCCAUACAGACACAGCAGAUUGUUACACAUAAUAGUCAAGUGUCGGAGCUGUUUUUUCAACAAACAAGCUCAGGGACCAGCCUGGGGUUUGCAGGCGUUUCCUUGUUUACGGAAGUAAGCUGAAUGUUUUAUUGCUUUCCUGUGGGCUUUAGCAAGAUGCAAUUACCAAUCAGCUCUGAAGUACUUUGGCACAAGGUAAGAGAGUGUGGGAGGAGAGUCUGCGUUGUUUCAGACCAUGUUUGGUAUGACUUUUAUGUGCCAUUGUGGGUUAAAAAUGUUUUAUUCAGGGGAGAGUUCGGUUUCAUUUUCUCAUCCUUUUAAAUUCACUGGCAUAGUUUUAAAUGAACCUGCUUGGACAUGUGUGUCGUGCUAAAUAUCACACAACGAUUUCCUUAAUUUGUUCCUCUCUGAGUUUGGUAUCAAUCCAAAAAAUGCUGCUGACUUUAUCAGUUAUUUCUGAUGACCAAUUUAAAUGACACAGUGUACGGGAGAGAGGUUAAAUAUGGGAACACACUAAAAUCCAACUAUGCAGUAUCCCUCCAUUUUUAAAUUUCCUUUACGUAAGUUGUUUUGGUUUCUGCUCACUACUCCCAUGGCUUAGUUAAUCUACUAAACACGAGGUACCACUCUGAAGGCUAGAAAAGAUAUUUGAUGUUACAAGCUACUAAAUGUAAUGGAGCAUGAUCUUAUAAAGAGGCUAUUUUCCUUGGGGUAUGGUGGACAGAUUAGAAAAAGCCCAAAAGAGCUAAAGUGAUGUAAUGGACUGGUAAUAGUUGACCUUUAAAUUUAUUAGCAUUUAGGGGAUUACAGUGAGUCAGUCUUGUGUUUACAUUUAGUUUUGGCUGAAACAUCAGUCCCUGUAAACUCAGUGUUUCCGUAUAAUCAUAAACUUUACUAGAAGUUAAAAGUUUUCUAAUUAAUCACUAUAAUAUCAGAUUAAACGUUUUUAAGCUUACUCUUGAAAGCUGACAUUACGGUGUCACAUUCUGGGCAGUACUCCAGCAGUUUUCAGUGCCUGUAAAUCAUCCACACUCUGUGGCUGAAAGAGAGAAAAGCCUUGAUUUCUUCCUCUCUUAUUUUCCUCUUUUUUAACACUCUGUGACUGUCAUUUGGAUUGAAACCUCCCUGAGCAAAGCUGAACAUGCUUGUACACUGUCAGGUUCAUUUGAGGUCAGGAAAUCUGGAUUCAGAUCAUGGGAUCGUUGCCAGUAUUACUUUCUUUCAGCUGCUUGUUGCAAAGAUGAUUUUGGUGCUUCAGUCAUCCAGGCUAACAGUACAAACAUCUGUCAACUUAUCCGACCAGAAUUUGAUUACACAGUAUUCAUGGACCCAUAUCAAGAUUGGUGUGUUGUUAUCAUGCUGCAUUCCAUGGAAUGUUUUAUUAUGUAUAAUUAUCCGAUGCUAAACUUACACUGGAUCCCAAGUAGAAUAUUAACUAUGAGGUUAACCUCACAUUUAAGUGCUUAUAUUGACUAACUAGUGCUCCAGCUCCAGGGAAACACCCUCUGCUCUGCUAAAUGUUGUCUUCCCUUUGAAGAAGGGAGUUUUAGAAACAGCAGCAUGAGCCUUGCACAAUAAUCUCAUUGUGUUGAAUUUAAACUGGCAUUCAAGCUACGCCAGCGUGACACAGAUGACAUGACUUGGACAUUGUGGUUCUCAGCUCUCUAGAUCAGAUUCUCUGAAUGUGAUCCAAGUUUAAAACUCUAAAUUCCAACAUUGGUGUGUUUUGCUGGCAUGCAUCUACAGAUUAAACAAACACUCCCGCUGCUGCUGCUGCUGCUGCUUCUUAGGUAUUUUGUUCACUCGACCUCUAGUCAGCUGAGUGUGCUCCACCAGACCUUGGGUGUGUUUUCAGCAUGCCGCCCACUCACUGUUGUGUUAUUCCCUUCAAGUAGCCUGACCUUUAGAUUCAUCCUGCCUCUAGAUAGACUCUGAUUCUCUCAGGGACAAUGCUCGCUCUUCAUGUGACUCUCCAGUCGCGAUGUAAAGGGCAGAAACACUGUGAUUGUAACCCAGCUACAACACAUGGCCUCCUAGAUAAGCCUUUGGUCUUUGGGGUUUUGUUACAUGGGCGGUUGCUGCCAUAUAGCAUGGUUAGACCAUGCGUGCAUGCUUUUCUGUACAUCAUGCUGUUCAACAACAGAGCUGGCCCCCAAUGUAUGGGUUAAAAAAACAGCAACGGGGACCUCCUUACUGUCCUUGUGUGGCUGUAUGAUAAAACAUUUCUCGUCCAAGAUUUGCCGGUACUGUGUUUGAGUGCAGUGUGUUAAGACAAGAGAGGCCAGAUUGCAUCAAACUAUGAAGUGUGGUGAUCAGACUCUCUAGGAAUGUGUUUGUGUAAUCAGGGAACAACAAAAUUUCUGGGAAACCAUAUCAGGGCCGUGAAUCUAAACCCGUUCUGCAAAAGUUCCAGUUUGGGGCCUAUUUUGUAUCCCAUGAUGACAAUGAGAAGUAUUUCAGUUCGCUUAUUUUCAGUAUUUAGUAUUAAUGCCAGCAAAGCCAUAAAAGACAACCUAUCAGUACACAUGGCACUGCUAGCUACAAGUAGCAUGCAUACGAUGUGAAAGCAUUUGUAGCUAAAUGUCUUAUUAUCUGUUGUGUUUAGCCGAGUGAAUGAAGGCCACAGAACCAAGCUACAACACAGACACAGAAGACUUCCUGCAGAUAGGAAAUAAAACAGUUUGUGCCGCUCUGUGGAGGAGUGACGAUCAGGAAUGACGGUCUGCUGGGAAAAGAUAUGCUCUUUUUUGAAGGAAAGAUGGUUGAGUGUUGGUUCAGAGGUCAACCCAAACUACCAGAUGCUUCCUGAUUGUGCACAAAUAUCCCACUCAAAAAUGAUUGUCAUUGCCGAUGACAGUUUGAGCAGACUAUCAGUGGAAACAGUUCUUAGAGUCCGCAAGAAGAGUCGAGCUUUGAAUAUGCAACUGUUUGUCCGCUGAAUAAACUCUGAAUCAUAUAUCUUCUGCUUUAUGAUUUUGCCUGAUCAAGAGUAAACUGAUGAUGUAUGUAGAGACACGUUUUUCACAGUUCAGAUUAUUAUAUCAAAGCACCAGUCUAGGCUUUUUUGAGGGGGCGAAUGUUGACUUGUUUGUAUUUAUGACUUUGAUCCCUAGCCAAAGAUGCCAUAAUUUCUAAUAGACCUCCUUUCUCCAAACAGUCACCAUUGAUGACAUCGAUGCAGUGCGCAAGGGCCGCCAAUCUGAGGGUCUCAACAAACACACAGACCCCAGUGUUGAAGAUCAAUGCUUUGCCAUUAUCUUCAAGGGCCGCAAAAGGAAUCUAGACCUGAUGGCGGCCAAUGAGGCGGAAGCCAGACAGUGGGUCGACGGCGUGGAGAAGAUCAUCAACAACAUGAGAAACCUCAGCCACCAGCAAAAGAGCGAGCAGUAUCCUUGAUGAACUCUAGCAGGGAAAUACUUUUGCAUAAGUGAUUCUUAUACAUGUGUAGUCUGAAUUUUAGAGUUCAUGUGAUGAGCAAAAUCAGGUGGUUAACAAUUUUAAGGGGUGACAUCACAGUUGCCAUUGGUGCCAUUGUACAAGAAUCAGCUUGAUGUUGUGUUAGCAAAGUCAAGAUCAAGAUUUUCCAACUCCCUGGAAAAAAUCAGAAACAAUGGAUCCAAAAAGCAACUCUUUUCUUUUAUCCCUCCUCUUGAGGAAGGAACUAACAAAGCUUGCACAUUUACUUUUAACAGUCUGCAUCCUGAUCAUAUUUGGGCAAACGUAAAACCUGUUAAUCACAAGUAAACCACAAAGAAACUGGUGUGAUUUAUGUUCAUAACUCUGAAGUGAGACAAAAGAAGUCUGUUUGUAAAGAGGUCUGAAAAUGAGACUCAUCAGAAACAAAGGAACAAGCCCUGUCCUGGGAAAUGUAAUGAACCAAGGAAAAAUGUCACUUGUUUUGCAGAAAUAUCUGAAAGGGCAGAGUUUGCUUCGCUUUUGCCCCAAGCAUACAGUUGCUAUUGAAGUUGCUGAUUGGACAGUGAAGAAUGCAGCAGAGAAAAAAAAAGUCUUGACUUACAGCUGGUUUUGCUGGAAUGCCUGAAAAGUUGGCCAUCAUUCCCAGAGGCUUAUAUAAGAUAAUAGCCAGUUGUACAGCAGGUUCUUUGGUAAUAGUAAAAAUAUAUGAAAUCCUUACAUUUGAAUGUUAGCUGGAUCAUCAACUGCAUGAGGAAAGCGGAUAAGAACGAUGACAACAAGAUGACGCUAAAGGAGCUGAAGCACUUCCUGCGACACAUCAACGUUGAAGUGGACGACACAUACGCUGAGGAGAUCUUCAAGGUUAGCCCCUACAUCAUUCACAUACUCUACUUAUUUACAUUAAGCCUAGCGUCUCAUUCAAAUAUGUCUAAAAUCAUGUAUGAGUGAUUGAUUGAUUGUAAUGUGUUGCACAGAAAUGUGACACAUCCAAUUCAGGGUCCCUGGAGGGCGACGAGAUCAGACACUUCUAUGACCUGCUCACACAGCGGGAGGAGGUUGAUGUGAUUUAUGGAAAUUGUGCUAAAACAGAGGGUCAAAUGAGCGCCAGAGACGUGCUCGGCUUCCUCUUGAAUGAGCAGAGACAACAGGCAUCGAUGGAGGACGCUCUCAGGCUGAUUGAAAAGUACGAGGUGGAUGAAACAGGUAGGGUUGACUUGAAAUCAGAAUCAAACAUCUUUUGGGGAUUUUAUUGUUGAAAAUAUGGUUUCAUGCUGAUUGAGUCUGUCUUCUGUAUUUUAGCAAAGCAGCAGAAUCGCAUGACCAAAGAUGGCUUCAUGAUGUACCUGCAGCAUGAGGAUGGCUCCAUCCUAAACCCAGCCCACAAAGAAGUGUACCAGGACAUGAGCCAACCCCUAAACAACUACUACAUCUCCUCUUCGCACAACACGUACCUGAUGGAGGACCAGCUCAAGGGACCCAGCAGCACAGAGGCCUACAUAAAGUUAGUCCAACAUUCGUUUUUUUAUCAAUGCUUCAAACUUGUCAUAAGGAAGUCAACUACUAAGGUAUUAACAAUACCACAGGGGAGUCCAUUCCCAGGUCCCAAGGUUUACUCUGUCAUUUAAACUUUAGGAUGCACAAACAUCGUAGAAGUCAGUUCGUUCAGGAGUUCAUAGAGAGGGUACUGCUGAUUAUAGUGGUGUGCUGGUUUGCCUUGAUGUUGUUUUCUGUCCUCGCAGAGCUCUGAUGAAGAGCUGUCGUUGUGUGGAGCUGGACUGUUGGGAUGGAGCAAACGGUGAGCCUGUCAUCUACCACGGCUACACACUCACGUCCAAAGUGCUCUUCAGAGACGUCAUCAAAGCUAUCAAAGAUUACGCCUUCAAAGUAUGUCCAACUAUGUGUUACUCUUAUUGAUCGUGUUCCCUUUUUUGCCCGCGUAGAGAGACCGAGUGCUGCUGAAUGAUGGUUUCCUUUGUUUUCACAGACGUCAGAAUACCCUGUGAUCCUUUCUCUGGAGAAUCACUGCACGGUGGAGCAACAGAAGCUCAUGGCUCAUUACCUAAUCUCCAUCCUGGGUGAUGCUCUGGUCACAAAACCCCUGGGCGAUACAAUGCCGUCAAACUUUCCCUCACCUGAGGUAUAUGGUCUGAAUUUGAACUCACUGAUUCUUAUCAUUUUACACUCACAGUGUUUACCACCUUGCUGUAGAUACCUUUAAAUAUGUAUGCAUACCUAACCACUCUAGCUGAACAAGGAAUUUCAUAACAAUGCAUUUUUAUUUGUGUGUGUUUGUGCAGGAGCUGAAAGGAAAGUUCCUCAUCAAAGGAAAGCGACUGAACAAGCUGGAUGCUGCGUUCAAUAAUAACAGCACCAUCGAGGAAGAUACUGUGUCUGAGGAAGACGAGGCUGCAGACAGUGAGAAUGGACAGAAAGCCAAACCAAAGGUGAGUCAAGCCUGUCCUAUUUAAACAAAUAUCCUUGUUUUAGUCAAUAACACUCACACUUUCUCUUUUCUUCAGAAAUCAAAAAUUAAACUCGCCACAGUGCUCUCAGACAUCGUCAUCUACUGCAAGAGCGUCCACUUCCACGGCUUCGAACACGCCAAAGAAAACCAGGACUUCUAUGAGAUGUCCUCCUUCAAAGAGAGCAAAGCUUUCAACCUCGCAGAUACUUCAGGUAAACACCACAUCUCACCAACUUCACUGACAAAUUCAAUCACUGUGACUCAUAAGAAGAGUUUGAAAGUUUGGCUCAAGUGUGUUCAAAGAUUGUUGUUGUGAUAUUCUCUCGUAGGUACUGCCUACAUUCAUCACAACAUGGACAAACUCAGCAGGAUCUACCCCGCUGGCUCCCGAACAGACUCCUCCAACUACAACCCAGUGCCCAUGUGGAAUGUAGGCUGCCAGAUAGGUAAACUCCAACAUCAUCUGCAUACAGACAAAUCCUGCUAAUACUACAAAAAAGUGUUAUUUUCAUAUCAAGAGUAACACCCUCUUUCCAUUUUCCUCUUGUCAUCAUUGUAGUGGCGUUGAACUUCCAGACGCCCUCCAAGGAGAUGCACAUAAACCAGGGUCGCUUUCUGCCUAAUGGCUUUUGUGGCUACAUCCUGAAACCAGAGUUUCAGAGAAGCCUGUCCUCACAAUUUAAUCCCAACACACUAACCAAAGGGCCAUGGUUACAGAGGAAGACCUUCCAUAUCAUGGUGAGAAUGUUUUCCUGGUUAGAUACUGAAGUUCUUCAUAUUUUCAGCAUGCUUCAAGUGCAUUUCUGGGGCCUAACAAACACUUUAAAAUCUCUUAAAAUUCUUGAAAUACUCUAUUGAGAAAAAAUUACAUAGGUUGUUUACAACCAUAGUUACAAGCUUUAAGUCUGCCUUUCACAUUGCAAUAUUUUUAAAACAACCUGUUUCUGAAAGCAAGUGAAGUAUCAACCCCAUGAGCAUGAAAUGCACAGUGAUCAGGUUCAAACAAAGUGAUUCAACUACGCAGGAGGCAUUUCAUGAGAGCUGACGACGAGUUCAGAGGCUCCUCACGCAGUUAAUAAAAACCUGUACACCAAGUAGCAGGAGUGCAGCCAAGUUAAAGAACGUGUUGUGUUUGUGUAGCCAAAUAAGUGUUUAGAUAAGCUAAAGUGGUAGGGAUGACUUAGCUUUGUUUGUUUAUAUACAGUUAUUGUAUAACUGUCCACUGAAAUAAUACUACACUGGAGGUUAUGCCAUAGUAUUCAGUAACGUCAAAGCUGUGAUUUUGUUAGUACAUCAACCUCUUUAUCAUGUGUUACUGCUCAACCAACAAAGUGGAAUUCUCUGAAAGCCAACAUUGUAACGUUGAAACUCAGUUGUUUACUUUGAUUGUGUCAUGCCCUUGCAGAGUUAAACAAAGAAAAAGACCCAAAUGCAGGACAGAAGAAUGAUUCAUUUAAAAAGAACUAAAUAAGAAGCAACAAGAACUUACUCUAACUGUCCAAUCGAAAAAAUCCCAAAGGCAAAAAACACAAGGAGCAAAUCCAAAAGUUAAAAAGGGGACUGGGGAAAGAUCACAUUGAGACUCACACACAAAGACAUACAUACAAACACAAUAAACCGACAAAGAAACAGGGGAAGACAAGGACUAUAUAUACACACACAAGGAAACAAGCAACAGGUGAGACACUGAGACACAGGUGCAGACAAUUACAGAGGAGGGAAAACUGAGGAAGUAAAACAAGACUAGAAACACAGGAAAUAAACUACUACAAAAUAAAACAGGAAACAGGGGGUCAGACACAAACUGAAAACUCACAAGACAGGACUACAGGGGAACAGGAACAAUAGGGAACAGAAACAUUAAGGAAAAUCACUAAGAAAAUACACUCAGAUCACAAAACCUGGGAAAAACUAAAUAAACAGAACAUAUCAUGACAAAUUGUUUGUUAAUGGUUUACUGCUCACUCUUGUCACUGUUUUUGUUAUAGGUGAUCUCAGCUCAGCAGUUACCAAAACUCAACAAGGACAAACAAAAAUCCAUCGUGGACCCUCUGGUGAGGAUUGAGAUCUUCGGAGUACCGGCAGACAAUGCCAGCAAGGAGACACACUACAUUGAAAAUAAUGGUGAGCAUAAACAGAAACAGAAAUGGACACACACUGAAUUGUGCAAUGCGUGAUUUGACAAUAAUGCAUCCUUGCAGGGUUCAACCCCAUGUGGAAUGAGAAGUUCGAGUUUGACAUCCACGUCCCAGAACUGGCCAUGGUGCGAUUUCUGGUGGAAGACUAUGACUCAACAUCUCAGAAUGAUCUCAUCGGGCAGUACUGUCUGCCGCUAACCAGUGUACAGAAUGGUAAGAGAGCUGCUCAGGUCUGGGUCUCCUUUGUCCAAUUUUACGUUUCACCAAAUGUUUUCAAUGACCAACAAGUCAGGGUUACUUGUGGGUUACUCCUCUAUUAUAGUGGAAUCUUGUGGUUAAAUGUGCAGAAUGUGCAGAAUGUAGUUUUGCAUUGUCUCUCAAGGUCUCCCCUGACAAAAGCAGUGUCUGGACGGCACCAUAUGUGCAGUCCAGAUGUGUAAGCUACCCAUGCCUUGAGCCCUUAUGUGUUCAUGCCAUCACUGAUGCUGGCUGUAAUCAAUCAAAUACAAAUGAUACAAAUGUUUAAAUGAUUUGCAAACUAUCAAAUUUAGUUUUUACUCUCAACCUUUUUGGAACCAGGGUUGCAUUUUGAUAGUGAUUUGUUGACUUGACUAAAACUCACUUCCCUUAUUUCCAGGAUAUCGCCACGUCCCGCUGCUGACUAAGAGAGGAGACGUCAUCUGCUCAGCCGGACUGUUUGUGCACCUUAUGGUCAUUGACGCUGAGUAGGCACCAGUUUGGUGUAACAUCAUUUGGAGAAUUUUACGGAUUUUUCCAGUUAAAAAGCUAAGUAGUGUAACUGAUCAAAAGUUUCUUGUGGGAAAAAAAAACAAGCCAUCAGCCUCAGAGGCUGACUCAUUCUUUUCUGUGUAACAGUUUCUGAUAAUUUUGACUUUAUAACAAAAUGUUCUAAGAAAGCCAGAGGUGAAAUGUGAAUGAGAGGAGUGAAUGAGCGGUAUCAAGCAUUAUUUAAAGAGAGUCACUAAACUGUAUUUGACAUAGGCUACGUUCACACUGCAGGUUAUGAUGCACA
Molecule: messenger RNA, 13893 nt
Organism: Xyrichtys novacula (pearly razorfish)
Lineage: Eukaryota; Metazoa; Chordata; Actinopteri; Labriformes; Labridae
Source: the annotation of a GenBank genome assembly